Molecule: messenger RNA, 671 nt
Organism: Notechis scutatus (mainland tiger snake)
Lineage: Eukaryota; Metazoa; Chordata; Lepidosauria; Squamata; Elapidae
Source: RefSeq, a predicted model, not a curated record
UUUGCAGGCACAAAAACCAAAGAAGGAGUGGUUCAAAGUGUGACUUCCGUUGCUGAGAAGACCAAAGAACAGGCCAAUCUUGUGGGAGACAGUGUGGUGGCCAGCGUCAACACAGUGGCAAAGCAAACAGUGGAAGGAGCCGAGACUGUUGUAACCACCAGUGGUCUGGUCAGCAAGGAGGAACUUCAUGCCAAUCAACACGAAGACCAACCUGCUGGGAUAGGAGAAGAAGGCAUCCCGGUGGAAGCCACAGAGAUUGAAGGAAACUAACCUUCUCCAGAACUUCUGCUACAAUUAUGAAAAGUGAGGAGACCAGGAAUAAAUGCAGGCCUAUUAGAGGAUGCAACAGCAGGGAAAUCUCUCCUAUUCCUAAGCUAAAACUUCAUGCAGCACGACAAACGCUCACUUAUCUAAUUCUCACCCUAUCAUAGCUGGGUGGCAAAACUCUCGAUUGUACGUUUUAGGGCAAUUCUAGGCAUCUCCCUUUGUGUCUUCUUUGUGGCUUCCUUCUUUGCCCAUAUUUGAGCCUUCCAAAGUGUGGUUUGAGAGCCAUUCACACCCUCGUGGUUGGAAUCCCUGAUUCAUGUCUUUCGGCUCACUAGUAUCAGCAUUUGAUUUCCCUAGAAAGGGUGGACAUAAUUUUUUUUUUUUAGAGACAAAAUAAAAUCUUG